AUGUCAAGUUGUUUUGGUGCAUUUCGGUAUAUAAAAAAGGAUAAGAAAACAGAAACCAGUUGUAAUGCAAACAAUUGCCAUGUUGAAAACGGUUUAAAUUCAGAUUUCCCUUCCGUUAUCGGAAACGUUCCAGAAUCGCUUAUAGGUAAUAUAGGUAAUGCGAAACUAUUGGAAGAACGUCUAAAGCGCUACGAAGAUGAAACAGAUCGAAUUAGCAGUACAUCAACAUUAAUAGACAGAGCCGAAUAUUUACGAAGAAACAGAGAAAAUAAUGUUUCAAGUGCAAUCACUAAUGUAGAAGAUGCGAUGAACUUUGAUCUCUGCUUCGUUUUAGAUUGUAUAUCUUCUAUGAUGUAUCAUAUCACAGCAGCUAAAGAUCAUAUAUUAAAAGUGGCUAAUUAUGUUAACAACAAUAAUUCAAAAAUUAAAUUUUGGGUUGGCUUCUGUGGAUAUCGUGAUCACUUUGAUCGUAAUCGUUUACAGAUUUUUGAUUUUACUAACUCUCUCGAGAAAUUUGAAUCAUACAUAACUAAUAAAGUG
Racocetra persica is the source of this 540-nucleotide messenger RNA. Lineage: Eukaryota; Fungi; Glomeromycota; Glomeromycetes; Diversisporales; Gigasporaceae. The record is from the annotation of a GenBank genome assembly.